Molecule: messenger RNA, 1365 nt
Organism: Trichoderma aggressivum f. europaeum
Lineage: Eukaryota; Fungi; Ascomycota; Sordariomycetes; Hypocreales; Hypocreaceae
Exons: 1
Coding region: 1-1365 (454 amino acids)
Molecular function (GO): hydrolase activity, acting on carbon-nitrogen (but not peptide) bonds
Source: RefSeq, a predicted model, not a curated record
AUGCGCGUUCCUAUCCAGCCCCCUCUUCCCCCCUCACACAAUGCUUCAGAGCCCCCAGUCGAGGACAGCGAGACCUUGUAUCUCCUCGUAGCGACGCUAUUGAUCCCCGGCCGCGGAGAGCCCAUCCACAAUGGGGCGCUCGUCAUCAAAGGCGACAAGAUUGAGUGGGUUGGCAGCUAUUUCAACAGACCGUCCAAGUACCAGAAUCUCCCGCCGAGACAUGUGCCUGUCCUGAUGCCGGGCCUGUGGGACUGCCACGUCCACUUCAUGGGGUUGGACGUCAUUAGCGACCUGGCCUCGAUGGGCUCAUACCUCCCGGGCUACAAUGCCCUGGCCGGCGCCGUCACGGUCGAUGAUCUGAAGGAGACGCUGAUGGCCGGCUACACGUCGGUGCGAGAGCUGGGAGGAUUCGGAGGAGACUUGUGGCCUGCCGUGCAAAACGGCCCCCUGAUCGGGCCCAACAUCUAUUCUGCGAUUGCUCCGUUGUCCAUCACGGGUGGUCACGCCGAUGACCACUCGGCGCCCAUCAGCACGGUCAUGGCUGCCAUGAACUGCGGCGGCAGUCCCAUUGGUGUAUGUGAUGGUGUUGACGACUGCGUCAAGACGGUUCGAAACAUGAUAAGACGAGGCGCUCGUUGCAUCAAAGUCUGCUCCACCGGAGGUGUUGGCAGCCUCAACGAUGACCCGGAAGACCGCCAGUUCUCCGACGAGGAGCUCAAGGCCAUGGUGGAAGAGGCGGCUCGAAGCCGACGAGCAGUGGCCGCUCAUGCCAUGGGCAAAGCUGGUAUUCUGGCUGCGCUUCGAGCGGGCGUCAAGUCUAUCGAACAUGGCUGCUACCUCGACGAUGAAGUGGCCGACGUCAUGCUUGAGAAGGAUGCCAUCUUCGUCCCGACGCAGCACAUUAUCCGCAUUCUAGCUCGAGACUACAGCGAUCUGCUUCCCCCUCUGGUCAAACGCAAGCUGAUUGGCAUCCAUGACCAGUCCAGGGUCGCAUACAAAUUGGCCAUCAAGAGAGGAGUCAAAGUUGCUCUAGGAACCGACAUGACCAGUAGUGCGAGAGCAUCAGCCCUCUCACACGGCAACAAUGCACAUGAACUCACAUACGCGGUAGAACUGGGCAUGACACCACUUCAGGCGAUUGAAAGCGCAACAGCCAAUGGACCGGAGACCCUGGGAGGGCUGGCACCGUUGAGCGGGCAGCUAAAGGCGGGAUAUGAUGCCGAUAUUAUCGCUGUUGUCAAGAACCCGCUGAAUGACAUCCGAGUCUUGACGGACACCAGUAACAUAACGCACGUAUGGAAAGGCGGCAAGUUGUUCAAGAGUCGGCCCUGGAUGUCAACUCAGACAUCCGACGAGUUGCUCUAG